Molecule: messenger RNA, 1214 nt
Organism: Malania oleifera
Lineage: Eukaryota; Viridiplantae; Streptophyta; Magnoliopsida; Santalales; Ximeniaceae
Exons: 5
Coding region: 55-969 (304 amino acids)
Source: RefSeq, a predicted model, not a curated record
GCCCAGUCUAUAAAACACCUUCCGCCCCCGACCCACCUCCCACAACGUUGGACAAUGGCUGCCGCUAGAAAUUUGCUGCAGACGUCGAAGCCUUCUUCACGUUUUCUGCUUCUUCGUUCUUCGUCGUCGUCGUCCGUGACGACGUUGAGGUGCACAAGCAAGGUGGAGAUGAUGGACAGCGGGAAGAGGCUUUGCGGGGUUGUUAAUGGUGAUGAUCAGAGGAAAUCAAUGGUGAGGGCACCGGCGGCUGCUUAUUCGGGGAGUAGAGUGUUCGAGACGGCGGAGCCGCAGACCACCUCCAGAACGGGAUUAAUGGAGUAUUUACUGACUGCGAUGCUAACCAAUGUCAGCAAUUUUGCUGCAGCUGUGGGCAAGAUCUUUAGGCCAGCUGUGGAUUUACGUCCCAGGCCCUGGAGAUUGCUGGCUCAGCUGUCCGUCGAAAGGGCCAUAAUUGACUGUCGAUUCUUUACAUUGUUUGCUGUCGCUGGCUCCUUGGUUGGUUCGAUAUUAUGUUUCUUGGAGGGUUGCUUUACUAUUAUAGAGUCAUAUUUGCAGUACUUCCAAGCAUUGUCACAAAGAGCGGAUCAAGGAGACGUAAUGCAGUUGCUUAUUGAAGCCUUAGAUUUGUUCUUGGUGGGAACUGCCAUGCUUGUUUUUGGUAUGGGUUUAUAUGUCAUGUUCGUGGGAACAAAGAGCAUAAAAGAAAAAGGGCCACGGCUUCCUGGGUCGAACUUGUUUGGCCUAUUCUACCUCAGGACCCUCCCAACAUGGAUUGAAACACAAUCAUUUUCGCAAGCAAAGUCAAAAAUUGGGCACGUGGUGACGUUACUAUUGCAAGUGGGAGUUUUGGAGAAGUUCAAGAGUACACCUUUGGUUAAUGGGCUGGAUCUUGCCUGCUUUGCUGGAGUUGUACUAAUUUCUUCAGCAUGUAUAUUCCUACUGUCUAGCCUUUCUACCAGGGGCAAGUAGCUGACUAAUUAGAGACCUUGGAAUCGAAAAUACACCUAGCUAGUUCAAUUGCACAUUCUUUAUUGUAGAAUAUAGAGUCUGUAUAAUUGUUGUGCCUUUGGAGAAACCAAGUUGUCAUUAAGUAAUCCUGCAUUGAAGAAGAAGAAGAAGAAGAAGAAGAAGAAGCUCCCCCAUACAGUAUGCAGUUUUUCAAUUGUAACAAUGCAUACCUAUUUUUGCUUUGCUAUAUAAAAUUCAUUUAGUGA